AUGGAGCACAUCUGGAUGUGUUUGUUCUACACGGUCCUGGUCAUGGACACGGUGAAAGCGGAGCGCGUGCACCCGUUCGGACGGGAUGAAGAUGCGCAGCGGGACGCGUUACAAAUCACCAUGAUGAGACUUUACCGGGAGUUCAGCUCAGAUCAGGACAGACAGAGUUUACAGAACACAGUCCGGAGCUUCAGGUCUUACCAUGUGUCGUCCAACAAGAAGGUUCUUUUUUAUUUCAACCUGACGUCCAUCCCAGACACCGAGCUCGUCCUGUCCGCCCGCCUGCACUACUUCAACCAGCCGGGCCGCCAGCACCCCCGGAGCUGCCACCCUUCCCGAGACUCCUGGUGUCGUAUCCAGCACCCGGUCCAGUUAGUCCUUCAAGGAACCUCAUCAAACACGUCAUCCCAGUCUCACCUGGGAAACAUCACGCUGUCUCCUCACAGGAAAAGGUCCUGGCAGACGUCUGACGUGUCUUCCAUUGUCCAGAGGGCGCGCGAUGAAAACGAGCUCUCCAUUUCCGCCGAGUUUACCUUGGAGUCGCAGCAGGAUCGCUUCUCGCCCCUCACUUUGCCUUUUAUUAUCGUCCAUGCCAACGACCUGGCCAUAAACGAGCCGAACAGCAUCGCGUCGAGCCUGCAGAGGUACGCUCCUGUAGGAGAAGAGCGAGGAACCAGACCCCCCGUCGUCGCCUCAAGCUCCAGGAUCCGAAGAGAAGCCGUCCACUCGCGGAGGAAUUUCCUCCCGGACAUCCAGGACAACGAUUCCAAAAACAAGGAGCUGUGGUACAACACGUUCUUCGCAUCAAAGUCUCAAAUGUUACCCAGGAGUCCUGAGAGCAGGAACGGAGCGAGCAGGUCUCAGGAGCUGAGUUUUGAUGAGAAGACCAUGAAGAAGGCUCGGCGUAAACAGUGGGCCGAACCUCGAGCCUGCGCCCGGCGCUACCUGAAGGUGGACUUCGCUGAUAUCGGCUGGAGCGAGUGGAUCCUGGCGCCCAAAGCCUUCGACGCCUUCUACUGCGCGGGGACGUGCGGGUUUCCUCUGCCCAAGAUGGUUCACCCGUCCAAUCACGCCACGAUUCAGAGCAUCGUCAGGGCGGUGGGCAUCGUCCCCGGAGUUCCUGAACCCUGUUGUGUACCCGACGAGAUGGACUCUCUGGCCGUGCUGUUCUUCGACGACAGCAGAAACCUGGUGCUCAAACUUUUUCCCAACAUGUCUGUGGGGACCUGUGCCUGUAGAUAGAGACUGAAAAUACCCACCGACCAAUUUAUUAGGUACACCUGCACAAUAUUUUUGACACCCAAUGUCCAACUUUUCACAAUUUAAUUUUAUUUCUGCAUGUUCUCCCUUUUCUCUUCAAGUUUAGU
This is a messenger RNA of Trichomycterus rosablanca, 1367 nucleotides long. It is a transcript of the gene ifngr1l, whose product is annotated as growth differentiation factor 10b. Gene Ontology annotation, molecular function: cytokine activity; growth factor activity. Lineage: Eukaryota; Metazoa; Chordata; Actinopteri; Siluriformes; Trichomycteridae. Gene Ontology annotation, biological process: positive regulation of osteoblast differentiation. The record is from RefSeq and is a predicted model, not a curated record. Gene Ontology annotation, cellular component: extracellular region. The transcript is spliced from 3 exons. The coding region runs from base 1 to 1242 and encodes 413 amino acids.